GAGAAUUCUUUCUCGCCCUUCAGUCAUUUAUCAACGAGCGUUCUUCUUCACACUCCUUCCUCCCCAUCGAUCAUCAUCAUGGCCACCGACUUGUUCUUUGCUCAAAAAGCGGCCAUCAUCUCCACGCUCGUGUUGUACAUCAAAUACUUGGUCGUCACGCUCAUCGGCGCUCGCAAGCGCGAACUCGCAGGCCUCCGCGCCCCCGAAGACACGCCCGACCAGAAGCAGAACUUUGGGCUGGUUGUAGACGCCGUCGAAGACGGACAGCAGUCCAAGGAAGCCACGCAGCAAGCGGCCCUGGUUGACGAAAGGCGCUGGAGCCGCAUCACGGCCAACGACUUGGAAAACAUCCCACUUGGACUCAUCGUGGUAUGGGCGUCAAUUCUGAGCGGCGGCGACACGGACAUCAACGGCAUCAGCAUCAUCGUGUUCGCGGGUGUGCGCAUUCUCCACACGGUGUUCUACGCGUUGGCGUGGUCCAAGCCCCGAUCGGUUGCAUACAUGGUCGGUGUCGCCGCCAUCCUCGUCAUGGCCGUAGCUGGCAUUGUUGGCGCGUUCAAGAAAUAAUGGAACGGCAACACUUCGUCGUUUUGUUUGCAUUGUUGAGUUGCAUAUUUCGUUUUUAAUUGAAAAAGACUUUUUAAGUUCACA
This is a messenger RNA of Aphanomyces astaci, 651 nucleotides long. RefSeq lists its product as hypothetical. Gene Ontology annotation, cellular component: membrane. Lineage: Eukaryota; Oomycota; Saprolegniomycetes; Saprolegniales; Verrucalvaceae. The record is from RefSeq and is a predicted model, not a curated record. The coding region runs from base 79 to 567 and encodes 162 amino acids. The transcript has a single exon.